AUGGUAUUCAUUGAGUUCGUCAACGAGAAGCCUGCACAACAUCAUGAUGGCGUUCUACCGCCGCCUCUGUCGUUUACGUCAGUGGCUCCCUCCUCCCCUGUGAGCCUGGCGCAGGUAUGCAAGCGGUGGCAAACAAUUGCUCGCUCCAUUCCUCAACUCUGGACAAAUAUCACUCUAAUUCUCCCCUACAAUAGAGACCUUCGCUACACAUCGAUUUCAUCUAUUCUCCACAUAGCGAGAGAAUGUUUAGAUCGGUCAGGAGUUCUGCCUUUGAAGCUUGAUAUUACGGCCACGACACCCUCCUGGCGCAUUCCUGAGCGUUUCGAUCCUACUCGAGCACUGCUCACCAUGCUUUGCAAGCAUUCUUCUCGUUGGCGCGAUGUGACCCUCGUGCUCCGCCAAUUCGAUGUAUUCCCUGCACUUGACGAAGGAUGCUUCACUGCUCUUGAAUCCUUGACCGUCCACACGAUGUCUAAUACCCCAAACCAAAUACUCCCACGAUCCCCUCAGUUCAUGCGCGCUCUAGAGACCGCCCCGAAACUUCGAAAAGUAUUCAUCGAAGAUGGAGAGUUGCUCGCUUGGCCUCUUCCAUGGGCACAGCUGACUGCACUCCGAUUAGACAAUUUCAAUCUUGGACGAAGCGACACCAUUCGAUUGUCUUCGAAGACCGCUAUCCUCGAUGUCCUCAGGAAGUACAGUAGCCUGAAAGAUCUAGAACUCAAGCUGAUAUGCAACAAAGCCCCCAUCGAUCUUUCCCAGGCACACACCAUACCUGUUGAUGUUGAUCUGCACUGUCUACAAACCCUCCGUAUCCUUGUUGAUACACAAACCAUUUGCGAGAAUCUCCUGCGUUUCAUACGAGCACCCUGCCUUCGCCUUCUGCACAUCCGAUUCCGCCAUGACUGGCACGAGCUCUCACAGAGCUGGGAUAUGUUUAAGAACACGGUCAAGGGGCGUGUCGCGACUCUGGAUACGUUGAGUCUAGCAUCUAUGGGUGCUUCACAGUCACAUCCGUUCAUCGACCAAUACCUCCCCGUCAUCACUAUUUCUCCUAUUCUGCUACCUGCGACCAACCUCCGCGUACUCGAAUGUCAUACAUCGGAAAUCAUACCAGAAUUUCUCAGCUCUCUCAUCCUACGGUUCACACCUACCGAUAAAUUAGCCUCCGGACAGAACACCAGGCUUGUGGAGAUUAGGGUGUUGCCAUCUUGUGGCGAGAAGCCGUUGUUUGACUCCCCCAUGGAGCCAAUCAACCGCCUCUUGGGGCUACUGUUGGACGUGGCUGAGUCGAGGUGGUGGUUGCCGGAAGGUGUGCUAGUUGGCGACAAUAAUGUGCAGAAGCUGCGAGCGUUCGAUAUUGGACCAUGGGGGCACGAGAUCGAGAUGGGGAAUGAGAGGGUCGAGGAACAGAUUCGCAAGAGGUACAUGGCGUUGAAGGAGGGCGGGUUCCUGUUCAGCGUAAAGGAUCGUAUCCUUGAGUUGAACGCCUCCGAGAAUGAGUGA
This is a messenger RNA of Stereum hirsutum FP-91666 SS1, 1503 nucleotides long. RefSeq lists its product as uncharacterized. The record is from RefSeq and is a predicted model, not a curated record. The coding region runs from base 1 to 1503 and encodes 500 amino acids. Gene Ontology annotation, molecular function: protein binding. The transcript is spliced from 2 exons. Lineage: Eukaryota; Fungi; Basidiomycota; Agaricomycetes; Russulales; Stereaceae.